AUGGCUCAUAUUCAAUUUAUAGAUGAUUUAGUGCGCGAAUAUUUACUUUUUCGUGGUUUUACGUCGACUGUAAAAGCUUUUGACAAUGAUUUGAAGGUUGAUAAAGACAAGGGGUUUAGAGUAGAUAAAAUUGUGGAGCAAAUAUCACAUUACGUUAAUGUUUCGGACCUAACUGGUUUAAAGGAAUACUGGUCGCACUUGGACAGCAUGGUAUUUUCAAAAUUAGAGAUACAUGUCCAACCAGCUGUCCGUAAAAUAGAAUAUAGUCUUUACAAAUUAUACUUAGUAACCGCAGCUCAGAGUGCUGGAGGAGUGAGAAAUGAAAAAGUGUCAGAAUUCCUGUCUAAGAUGCUACCUGAGCUGCAGGGUCAAAAUGAGUGGAGAGACUGGUUUAUGUUACCAUACAUUCAAAAACCUGAAGAAAACCCAUCAUUCAGUUUGUACUUUACACGAGCUUGGCAAGACAGUGUGCUGGUGUCCCUCCAUAAUCUCUUGGCAACUGUGUUCCAAUGUAUGCCACAGCCUACAUUGACAAGCUAUGAGAGUGACGCAGCACUAGUGAAGAGAUUGCAGGAUGAAAUUAAUUCCUUGAGAGGCAAGACGCAACAGUCCACUGAAAAAACUUCACCAAUCGGUCACCAGUCCCGUUUAGCUCAGUAUUCUGAACGCCUCAGUGGGCCUUUGCCCCUUGUCGACGACUUCUGUGCUGUUCCAUCGGAACAACUUGACAGCGGGCUCCGGGAAGCCCGAGGUUUACGAGGCCUUCUAAGACAGAUGGGAGGAAGUCCUGUUAUGGAGUUCAUUAAAAUGGUUGAAGCAUUUUAUUUGGACGCCUUUGAGAGGACGAAGCGUCGUAACAGAAACUGGUAUAAGGAAAAUAUACUCAAAGUACUUGAAGCAGCUAAAGAGAAUCGAACUCGGCAAGUGGACGCUUCUAUAGCUCUCGCCAAGGAUCUUUUGCAGAUAUUAAACGAACCACGGAAGAAAGCUGAGCAAGUUCCACCACACAGUUUGAUUCCAUCUGAGGCAGAUUCCUUUAUGAAGCCUGUCGAACCUGAAAUCCUGAAUUUACUGCACGGAAGUACUGAAAAAGGCGCCACCGAAAAGUACCUUAAAGAGAGAAACAAGAAAGCUCCGGAGGAUAAGUUAGUUACUUAUAAUCGUAGUGGUUAA
Messenger RNA from Parnassius apollo (apollo), 1173 nucleotides. NCBI's taxonomy places the organism in Eukaryota, Metazoa, Arthropoda, Insecta, Lepidoptera, Papilionidae. The record is from the annotation of a GenBank genome assembly.